Eucalyptus grandis is the source of this 387-nucleotide messenger RNA. RefSeq names its product stellacyanin. The coding region runs from base 1 to 387 and encodes 128 amino acids. The record is from RefSeq and is a predicted model, not a curated record. The transcript is spliced from 2 exons. NCBI's taxonomy places the organism in Eukaryota, Viridiplantae, Streptophyta, Magnoliopsida, Myrtales, Myrtaceae. Gene Ontology annotation, cellular component: plasma membrane. Gene Ontology annotation, molecular function: electron transfer activity.
AUGGCGAUGCUGAUGGGAUCGACGAGCGCAACGCUUCAUGUCGUCGGUGGUCGUCAAGGAUGGGAUGUGCCCGACAAUGUCACCUUCUACCAAGAUUGGGCCAAACCUAGGACCUUCGGCGUGGGUGACCAACUCAUUUUCCCAUACAGGCCGGGCUCCAACAACUUGCUGGCCGUCCAGAAGAAGGGCUACGAGACAUGCGACAUGAGGAACCCCAUCCACGUGUACUACAUGGGCCCCACCAUCCUCAACCUCACCGCCGUCGGCGACUACUACUACGUCUCCUCCUCCGGCAGGCACUGCGAGUUCGGCCAGAGGCUCCACAUCACCGUCAAGAACGCCCCUGGCUCGUCCGGCGUCAAAAUACCCAUCAAAAUCCACCACUGA